GUAUGAGUCAUAAUAGUUUUAAGAAGUUUUAUACAUCGGUGAAAAAAUUUGAAAAUGAAAUCUCAAAACGUCCCAUGAGGGUAAUUAGUAUGAGUCAUAACAGUUUUAAGAAGUUUCAUACAUCGGUGAAAAAUUUUGAAAAUGAAAUCUCGAAACGUCCCAAGAGGGUAAUUAGUGAUUUUUUUAAGACUUUGGGUAUGACUCAUAACAGUUUUAAGAAGUUUCAUACAUCGGUGAAAAAUUUUGGAAAUGAAAUCUCACAACGUCCCAAGAGGGUAAUUAGUGAUUUUUUUAAGACUUUAGGUAUGACUCAUAACAGUUUUAAGAAGUUUCAUACAUCGGUGAAAAAUUUUGGAAAUGAAAUCUCAAAACGUCCCAAGAGGGUGAGAGAAAUUAUACAUUUUAGAAUCCUGCAUAGGCCGGAGUAUCUUU
This is a messenger RNA of Clunio marinus, 432 nucleotides long. NCBI's taxonomy places the organism in Eukaryota, Metazoa, Arthropoda, Insecta, Diptera, Chironomidae. The record is from the annotation of a GenBank genome assembly.